Nomascus leucogenys (northern white-cheeked gibbon) is the source of this 499-nucleotide messenger RNA. Its product is annotated as protein BEX3-like. The record is from RefSeq and is a predicted model, not a curated record. NCBI's taxonomy places the organism in Eukaryota, Metazoa, Chordata, Mammalia, Primates, Hylobatidae. Gene Ontology annotation, biological process: signal transduction. Gene Ontology annotation, cellular component: cytoplasm; cytosol. Gene Ontology annotation, molecular function: signaling receptor binding.
AGACGGGCAUCCGGCCUGGGGAAAAGCGGAGCAGGUCUGCGAGGCUAAGUGUCCCUGUGGUGCACCUCGUGGCGAGAAUCCGGAGGAGGAGGAGACUGCAGGAUAGGCCCAGGAAAACGAAGAGAUGGAGCAGCCAACGCAGAAUGGAGAGGAAGACCGCCCUUUGGGAGGAGGUGAAGGCCACCAGCCUGCAGGAAAUCGACGGGGACAGGCUCGCCGACUUGCCCCUAAUUUUCGACGGGCCAUACCCAAUAGGCAGAUCAAUGAUGGGAUGGGUGGAGAUGGAGAUGAUAUGGAAAUAUUCAUGGAGGAGAUGAGAAAAAUCAGAAGAAAACUUAGGGAGCUGCAGUUGAGGAAUUCUCUGCGUAUCCUUAUGGGGGAGCUCUCUAAUCACCAUGACCAUCAUGAUGAAUUUUUGCCUUAUGACUUGAGUCCUGCCAUUUAUCAUGAGAUUAAUACUGUGAUUCCCGCUGUUUUCUUUUUCCUUGCAUUUUCCUAA